UUGAAUCAUGAUUGAAUCAUGGUAUCGAAAUUCGUGUGCCUAGUUUUGACAUCGGUAUUUGAUUUUAAUCGAUAAGUAUGUUGUACCAAUUGCGCUUCUAAAAUAAUAUGAUUUGUAGCCAUCAAUUACUUUAAUGGCAACAAACGCGAAUAUCGACGAAAAUUUUGAAACCCCCGAUUUUGACGAAGAUGAACUGGGCGAAGAGCAGUUUGUUUCUACAACCGCUGGGAGAAAAAGAUUGUUUAGCAAGGAGUUAAGAUGUAUGAUGUAUGGCUUCGGUGAUGAUAAGAAUCCUUAUACAGAAAGUGUAGACUUGUUAGAAGACUUGGUAAUUGAAUUCAUAACCGAAAUGACACACAAAGCAAUGGAAAUCGGACGUACCGGCCGUGUACAAGUCGAAGAUAUCAUAUUUUUGGUUCGAAAGGACCUUAGAAAAUAUGCCCGUGUUAAAGAUUUGUUGACGAUGAAUGAAGAAUUGAAAAAAGCGAGAAAGGCAUUUGAUGAAAUUAAAUAUGUUGGCAAUGAGGCUAAGAUUAAAUGACAAAAGUUUAAAUAAACAAAGCAUUUUCUUAAUUAUAGUAGUUGCAACUUUAUUUUUUACGAAUGGAAACAAAAUAUAUUGACAAUGACUUGUUUAA
Messenger RNA from Rhagoletis pomonella (apple maggot), 638 nucleotides. RefSeq names its product transcription initiation factor TFIID subunit 13 (gene Taf13). The transcript has 3 exons. Gene Ontology annotation, cellular component: transcription factor TFIID complex. Lineage: Eukaryota; Metazoa; Arthropoda; Insecta; Diptera; Tephritidae. The record is from RefSeq and is a predicted model, not a curated record. Gene Ontology annotation, molecular function: protein heterodimerization activity. Gene Ontology annotation, biological process: transcription by RNA polymerase II. Bases 134 to 541 code for a protein of 135 amino acids.